UUUUGUGUUGGCAGAAAGGAAAGAGUGGCGGCUGCUCCCUGAGCUGGGGUGAUGGGGGGUAUCUGCUGUCACAAAAGCAGGGCCGGGAGUCGGCGGGCUGGCGUGGGUGGAACCGAGUGCGGGGCCCGCGCGUGGGGCCAUGGGCUGCUGCCAAGGCAAGGACUUUCAGACUUCGGGUGAGCAGGCCAAGGAGGCCGGGUCACAGGAAGUUCAGGAAGGCAAAGAAGGGGUCGAUGCAGACUCGGCGGAAAACCGGAAUCUCAGGUCGCACGAAAGGCUUCUGCUCACUGUGCUGUGGCGGCGGCUCUCCCUGUUCAGCCAUCGGGGCUCGUCGCGGUCAAACAAGAGGCAAUCAGUCCAAAAUCCAAAGCAGGCGUGUACGUUCCAGGAGUGCAACCGGGAGGGGGUCCAGGAGGAGCCGGAGAAGGGGUGACCCCAGCCCUGUUCUCAGUCCGCCCCAGCCUCCCUCCAGAGAAUAAAGUUUCUAACUUAUACCUGC
Molecule: messenger RNA, 499 nt
Organism: Orcinus orca (killer whale)
Lineage: Eukaryota; Metazoa; Chordata; Mammalia; Artiodactyla; Delphinidae
Gene: TEX54
Product: testis expressed 54
Exons: 2
Coding region: 140-433 (97 amino acids)
Source: RefSeq, a predicted model, not a curated record